Messenger RNA from Penaeus chinensis, 708 nucleotides. RefSeq names its product mediator of RNA polymerase II transcription subunit 31-like (gene MED31). NCBI's taxonomy places the organism in Eukaryota, Metazoa, Arthropoda, Malacostraca, Decapoda, Penaeidae. Gene Ontology annotation, molecular function: transcription coregulator activity. Gene Ontology annotation, biological process: regulation of transcription by RNA polymerase II. Bases 286 to 708 code for a protein of 140 amino acids. The record is from RefSeq and is a predicted model, not a curated record. Gene Ontology annotation, cellular component: core mediator complex; mediator complex. The transcript is spliced from 4 exons.
CCCCCCAUAAAAAAAAAAUAGAGAUCGAAAAAAAAAAAUUGAGGGACAAAACACCCCCCCCCCCAAAAUUAAGAGAAUAGAAUAGAAACCGGAAGCUAAAAGAGAGAGAGAGACCGAGAGAGCCCCUGUUAGAGGAUCUGUUAGAGGAUUCAUGGCCAUUAGGGGUAAGUGUCGCGCCGCCGCCGCCCCCCCGCCGCCUCCGCCGCCACCCCAGAGCAGCUGCCGGGCGUAGACUAACCAACCCCCUCCCCCCCUCAAAAAAACAUUUAUAGAUUGCCUUAAGAUAUGCCUAGAAUGAGCAGGAAAACGUCUUACUCUUAUCACGGAGUCAAUGAAGGCGAGAGUGAGGAUGGGCAGCGUUUGAGGUUCCAGAUUGAGCUGGAGUUUGUCCAGUGUCUGGCUAACCCCAACUACCUGCUCUUUCAUGUUGUUCCAUACCCUGUGUGCCUUUAUUUCUUGGACCUUUUGCAGCACGAAAACUUCAGGAAGGAGAUUGUCAACGGUCAGUGCGCCAAAUUCAUUGACGACCAGACUGUGUUACACUGGCAACACUACACUAGGAAGCGCAUGAAACUUCUCGAAACUGGCUUCAAUCAACAGGGCUCACACACUCCAGUUUCUCAGACGACUGCCGUUUCAGGAGCCCAGCCACAGGCUACUAUGCCCACCAGUCUAAUUAAUGGUCAUGGACAGAUCCAGAAAGUGUGA